GGACAUAAAAUAACAAACUUCUCCCUUCCCUUCCACCUUCUCGCCCACCUCACCCUCCCCCUAUCAAUCAAAAAAAUAUUGGUGAAAAAAAAAUCUCACCAAUUUUGUUAGCGACCAGAUAAGAUUAAGUUUUUUUUUUCUCUGACUUUCUUUUCAUUUCUUUAGCAUUUUAAUUCCCUUCGCAAUUCCCACACCCAAACAUAGAGUAAGGAUUCUUUUGAUGCGACUUAUGUUCAAUUUAAGGAUCUUUGUGGGCCAAUCGCUCGUUCGAUGGUGGCCCAUCCUUUCAACCCAUUGGUGUGUUGAGUAUACCACAUUUAAUGUCUGCAUUUGAGUCUAAAACUAGUACAAAUAUAUAAUUAGUGUGAGAUAACCCUUUUAUCUUGAGCAUCCUUUUGUGGUGUCUUUGGCCCAAUAUAACAGUUCCAAGUGAAAUGAUUUGCAGACCGACAAGAACAUGUAUCAAACAUGGAGACAAAAACCAUCACCACGCAAGCAAGAGAAGUGGAACAGUGAUACUAGGGAAGCAACCAGUGGCGGUGAUUUGAUGCUCAGAGAACUGAGACAUCCCAAUGGGGACCCUAAAGUAUUAGCAGCUCAGUCAAUGAAAGAAUACAUAAAGUUGAAAAACAAACUGCAGCUGCUCACCUUAGGCAUUGGUGGUUUCGGUGUCAUCUCAACAUAUGUUUCAUAUUCUCCCGAAGUUGCAGCAAGUUAUGGCGUCGGCUUGCUUGGGUCAUUGGCAUAUUUGCGCAUGCUUGGGAACAGUGUGGAUUCCAUACAAACUCAAGGAGCCUCGGGGCUCGUAAAAGGAGGUGUAGGGCAGCCAAGACUAUUGAUUCCUGUUGUUUUGGUUAUGAUCUAUAACCGGUGGAAUGGGAUUGUGGUCCCCGAAUACGGACUGAUUCACCUUGAGUUGAUCCCAAUGUUGGUUGGAUUUUUCACCUACAAGAUUUCCGCUUUCAUCCAAGCCAUUGAAGAUGUAUUGUAGGCGUGGGAUGAGGUGCGAGAAUUGCAGCCGUCACACUUAGUCCUUGUUUGGUUUGGAAGGUUGUGGGGAGGAGGGAAAGGAAAGAGCCAAGUAGUUCUCAUUGAGUCAUUGUAAAUUUUUAUCUUGUUUUCCUUUUGGGUUGCUUGGUUUGAUGAGCCUCACAAUGAAAGAUCCAAACAUGGUACUACCUCACAACAUAUAUGGAGCAUAUAGAAUUGAUAGAUAAAGUAUCGAUUGUAAUAACUACAGAGUACUUUCUACUUUCGUCUCGCAAAAACGUUCCUGAUAAAUAUUAUUACUGUUAUGGGUUAAUAUUAUUUCACAUAAAUAUCAAUAAUAAACUUUCAUUUAA
Molecule: messenger RNA, 1343 nt
Organism: Cuscuta campestris
Lineage: Eukaryota; Viridiplantae; Streptophyta; Magnoliopsida; Solanales; Convolvulaceae
Source: the annotation of a GenBank genome assembly